This is a messenger RNA of Zeugodacus cucurbitae (melon fly), 2166 nucleotides long. Its product is annotated as mucin-2. The record is from RefSeq and is a predicted model, not a curated record. The coding region runs from base 111 to 2018 and encodes 635 amino acids. Lineage: Eukaryota; Metazoa; Arthropoda; Insecta; Diptera; Tephritidae. The transcript is spliced from 3 exons.
UUCCAAUGUCAAUAGAAAAUUUAAAUUGUUUUGAAAUUUUGAAAAAUGCACACAUGUAAAAAUAAUUGUUAAACGCAAAAAAAAAAAAAUAAAAAAGCACAAAAAACGCAAUGACUUGCACAGAAAUUCUACGUGAACUUAAGUGUAAAAAACUGCCAUGCCCGUGCCAGAUGUGCGCCAAACUGCGAUGUGAAAACGGAAAUGGAAAUGGUAACGGCAAUGCCGAAGGCAAUCAACGCGAUACGCCGCCAGAGCGGCCAAUACCAAAAUAUCAAUUUCAGUGUAAAUGUCUAGAGGAAACGGAUGUGCCGUACAAACGUAAAUGUCCACCUUCGCCGCCGCAAUACAAACAAACUGCUAAAUCCGAUGAAAAGUGUUUAGAUGACGAUAGUAAUACGGACAAAACGGAUAAAUGCGAGUGUACAGAAGAUGAUUGUAAUACGGGUAAAGGUUGUUGCAAUACAGGACACAAUUUUCUCUCCUUUAUGAUGACCAUAAUUUGCUUUAUAGCAUUUUUAAUAAUAGCCGCCAUCGUCUUUUGGCUUCUCGUAUUGAAAUGUACAAUUAUUUUGGCCAUCAGAGUAUAUAAAUCGAAUAGAAACACGCGAGUGACAGUUGUGAGCAUACUAGCUUUAUUGUUUCUGCUAAUAUUGUGUACGGCUGGAACGACAUGCCUUCAAAGAUAUAUGGCCAAGCGUUCGACCGACAAACCAGCGGCGCAACCUGGCACUAAAGUGAAGUCGGGAACCUCCGCCGCUUGGUAUUCUUUUAAAAGGGGUGAACCACCCAAAGUGACUAAGACCCGUUACUCUUGGACGCUGCGUUCCACUAGCCCGAGCGCAUCCAAAGAUGUCAAAACCUCAGUUAGCAAAGUAGAAACACGUUCUUCAUGGAUACCUUUCGGUGGCGGACGUCAGGUAACAACGAAAGAAAUCAAAACAGAGACUACUAAGCCACGCUCGUCUUGGGUUACGACACAUAUUUGGCGACAAACAACAACAAAAGAGAUUGCUCCGCCUAUUAAGAAGUCUUCUUCUUGGUUACCUACAUUUAGCUGGAGUACAAGUUCCGCAAAACAAAUUGAACAGCAAACGAAAACCACGGAGACACGUUCCUCUUGGAUGCCUUGUCGUUGGUGGAGUCAGACGCCAACAAAAGAGAAAAAGUCUGAAACGUCUUCUUCAUGGAUGUCUACAUUUAGAUGGAAUACAACAACAACGACAAAGAAAAUUGAGCAACCACCCAAAAAGGCUGGCGCAUGUACGUCGUGGAUGCCGUGUCGUUGGUGGAGUCAACCUACACCCAAAGUAAUUGAAACGUCUGUGACGCGUUCCACUUGGCUACCAUCCUUCAAGUGGGGACAGGCACCAAGCAAAAUCGAGACUACAACUACAAAGACUGAAGUGCGUUCCUCAUGGCGACCUUCUUUUAAGCUGUCUACAAGUUACUUCACUAAAACAACAACAACCAAAGAAAUACAAACUCCAACAAAAAAACGUUCCUCCUGGACGCCUUCAAUUAACCUACCCUCAUCAUUGACAAGUUACUUCACUAAAACUACAACAACAACAACGAAAGAAAUUGAAACUUCUUCCAAACCAACUAAAGCACGUUCCUCCUGGAUGCCAUCCUUCGGGUGGAGUACCAAGCCAACACAAAAUAUUGAAAUUGAAUUGAUACAAAAGGCGCAUGUUUCCCGUUCCUCCUGGUUACCAUUCCUUAAUUGGCGUCAGACGACGACCACAAAGACGAAAACAGAUAAAGACUCGAAAAAGACUAAGACUUCUUCGACUUCGUACUGGUGGCCCAGCUUUUUUGGGGGUCAGUCUGCAAUGUCAACAACCAGCAACAGACUAUCCGGUGGCAUGGAGCAACAGAAGGUUACUGUUACCAUAACGGACGAUGAGGCACGCCAAAUAUACAAGCGAUCCAAGUUGUAUGCGAUACCAACAGAAAUGAAACAACCACCGACUUUGAUAAUCUAUUUACGAGAUUUCAUACAAAGAAACACUGACUGAAGAUUUACCGCAGUUGUGGCAUAGUUGAAGAAUUAAGUUGAAAAAUACAUAUGUAUAUAUGUGUGCAACAGGAAAAAUUAUUAAGUAAAAAAUAUAAAUUAUUGUAUUGUGAAAUAUUUUUUGAAAAUAAAUAUUACUUUUGAUAAAA